Molecule: messenger RNA, 1336 nt
Organism: Brassica rapa (field mustard)
Lineage: Eukaryota; Viridiplantae; Streptophyta; Magnoliopsida; Brassicales; Brassicaceae
Product: ADP-ribosylation factor GTPase-activating protein AGD12
Molecular function (GO): phospholipid binding; GTPase activator activity
Source: RefSeq, a predicted model, not a curated record
AACUUUCAAACCUUUACUGUUCAAUGAUAAAAGUAAAAGAGAGCGGCAUGUAGUUGUCACUAUGUUGUAGAUAAUAAUAAACUAUUUGGUUCAUCUGAAAAGUUCGUGUAAGAAAGAACAUAUCUAUCUCUCUGUCUCUCCUCUCGUUGCUUUUUAGAAGAGCAAUGAGUUAUUCUGCAGCCGGACAUGGAAAGCCUGGCUCAGGUAAAAGGAGAAUAAGGGAGCUUUUAACUCAAUCUGAUAACCGAUUCUGCGCUGAUUGUGGUGCCCCUGAUCCUAAGUGGGCGUCAGCAAAUAUUGGAGUGUUCAUAUGCUUAAAAUGUUGCGGUGUCCACAGAAGCCUUGGCACUCAUAUCUCAAAGGUCUUAUCUGUGACAUUAGAUGAAUGGUCAGAUGAAGAAGUCGAUUCCAUGAUCGAAAUUGGAGGAAAUGACUCUGCCAAUUCAAUCUACGAGGCAUUUAUACCUCAUGGUUUCUCUAAGCCUGGACCUGAUGCUAGUCAUGACCAACGUCUGAGGUUUAUCAGAUCAAAAUAUGAGCACCAAGAGUUUCUGAAACCAAGCUUGCGGAUCACAUCCGUGAAGGCCCCUAGCACAAAGAGUUCAUCAUCAUAUCUUUCAUCAAGCCUAUCUAAAAAGUUUAUGGACAGCUUUCGUACAAACUCAUCAUCGCAACAUCCGCAACUUGAAGGAAUGGUUGAGUUCAUUGGAUUGUUGAAGGUGACUCUCAAGAAGGGUACCAAUUUAGCUGUCCGAGAUAUGAUGACAAGUGAUCCCUAUGUUAAGUUGACUCUAGGACAACAGACUGUACAAUCAACUGUAAAGAAGAGCAACUUAAACCCGGUCUGGAACGAGGAACUCAUGCUCUCUGUCCCUCAUGACUAUGGCUCAGUGAAGUUGCAAGUGUUUGAUUAUGACACGUUUUCUGCUGAUGACAUAAUGGGAGAAGCUGGGAUUGAUAUCCAACCACUGAUUACAUCUGCAAUGGCUUUUGGAGACCCUGAGAUGUUUGGAGAUAUGCAGAUUGGUAAAUGGCUGAAAUCGCAUGACAAUGCUCUUAUAGAGGAUAGCAUCAUCAACAUUGCAGAUGGGAGAGUGAAACAAGAGGUUCGGAUUAAGCUUCAGAAUGUUGAGUCUGGUGAAUUAGAAUUAGAAGUGGAGUGGCUGUCUCUUGAGUCUUGACCAAACAAAAUAACAAACUAUAUAUGAACAAAGAAAAUGUUAUUAUGAUUGUAUUUCAUCCCCCUGUUGUAUGAGAGAUUUUGAAAAUUCAAUCUUGAAAACUCUCGUUGGUGUCUUUGUUGUAAUGAUUCUUUUACAAGUUAGACCUUUUGUAU